AUGGUCCACUCGCACACCUCCGAGAGCAGCCCCGCCUGCACCGGGCUCUGCGCCUGCGCUGAAAACCAUAGAGAGCGCCGGUCCGCCGCCGCCGCCGCCGCCGCCUGCGCCAAGGAGCACGCCAAGGUCAAGCUCUUCUGCCUCACCGACCGCGCCGUCGUCUGCUUCUUCUGCGACCAGCCCGCCCUCCACGAGCAGCACCAGGUCACCAGCCUGGACGAGGCCUGCGAGGAGCUCCAGCGAGAACUCAAGGAGCAGCUGCAGACGUUGCAGGACAGCGAGCGGGGCCACACGGAGGCCUUGGCGCUCCUCAAGCGCCAGCUGGCCGACACCAAGUCCUCAGCCAAGGGCCUGCGGGCCACCAUCGGAGAGGCCUUUGAGCGGCUGCACCGCCUCCUGCGGGAGCGCCAGAAGGCCAUGCUGGAGGAGCUGGAGGCGGACACGGCCCGGACCUUGACGGACAUCGAGCAGAAGAUCCAGCGCUACAGCCAGCAGCUGCGCAAGGUCCAGGAAGGGAGCCAGCUCAUCCAGGAGCGCCUGGCGGAAGCCGACAAGCACACCUUCCUGGCCGGCUUUGCCUCCCUCUCAGAGAGGCUGAAAGGGAAGAUCCACGAGACGAACCUGACCUACGAAGACUUCCCAACCUCAAAGUACAUGGGGCCCCUCCAAUACACCAUCUGGAAGUCCCUCUUCCACGACAUCCACCCAGUGCCUGCCACCCUCACGCUGGACCCGGCCACGGCCCACCAGCGCCUCAUCCUCUCCGAUGACUGCACCAUUGUGGCCUACGGCAACCUCCACCCGCAGCCGCUCCAGGACUCCCCCAAGCGCUUUGACGUGGAGGUCUCGGUUCUGGGCUCGGAGGCCUUUGGGGGCGGCGUCCAUUACUGGGAGGUGGUGGUCUCCGAGAAGACCCAGUGGAUGAUUGGCUUGGCCCACGAGGCCGUCAGCCGCAAGGGCAGCAUCCAGAUCCAGCCCAGCCGCGGCUUCUACUGCAUCGUCAUGCACGACGGCAACCAGUACAGCGCCUGCACCGAGCCCUGGACCCGGCUCAACGUCAAGAGCAAGCUGGAGAAGGUGGGCGUCUUCUUGGACUACGAGAAGGGCUUGCUCAUCUUCUACAACGCGGACGACAUGUCCUGGCUCUACACCUUCCGGGAGAAGUUUCCGGGCAAGCUGUGCUCUUACUUCAGCCCUGGGCAGAGUCACGCCAACGGGAAGAACGUGCAGCCACUCCGGAUCAAUACCGUCCGUAUUUAAGGACCGCUCCUGGAGAUGUUAUAGAGGAAGAGGAAACGGAGGAGCACCGUGCGGGUGGAAAGUCAGCCUACUUGACUUCUGUGGAUCUAAGGAGGGAGGGUGGAGCGAGCAAGACGACGGACAUCCAAUCGUCUUCACAGUCUGGAGCUCUUUGGGGGAGGGUUGAGGCGAGCAGAGGGGGGGCCUUGGAGCCGUGGGGCUGGCCAGUGAGAGAAGCUGGAGCGAGCCCCAUCGGGGCUUCUCGCCGAGGGUUUUGCAACAUUUGGGGGUUGGCCUUGAAGGGUUUACGUUGUGUUUGGUGGUGGUGCAACAGUGUUUAUCCGUGGCUUGGUGGCGCAGCAAAGGGCUUUGGGUUUCAGGUGGCAAACGGUGAACUUUCCCUGAUGGUUGAGUUGAAAUCCAUGUGGCACCGUGGUCAGGUCCGUGGGGGGUCUGUGCAUGUGCCCAUAAAGGUUCCACACCCCCCCAGAGGGAACAGAAUCUAUGCACCUUCGUCUGAACGCCUCUCUUGUCAGUCUUAUUUCUAGAUUCAAAGGUGGGGGAGGGGGAGCGAAGCGGGGAAGCCGAUAAACCAACCACAAAAAUAAAGGGAAGUUUGGACCCAUCUCUUCUCUCA
Molecule: messenger RNA, 1876 nt
Organism: Pogona vitticeps (central bearded dragon)
Lineage: Eukaryota; Metazoa; Chordata; Lepidosauria; Squamata; Agamidae
Gene: TRIM62
Product: tripartite motif containing 62
Molecular function (GO): zinc ion binding; protein binding
Source: RefSeq, a predicted model, not a curated record